UCACACUCAGCAGCACAGUUCCUGGUUCGUCCGGCGUAGUGUUCAACGGUAGAAGCAGUGGUAGCAGGGCCCUCCCCUCUGUCUCUGCAGAUAAGUACUCGCAGCCUGCCUAUUUCCAGGCAUGGACAACAGUUGCACUGCGACAUGGCACUGCGACAUUACACUCUCGACUUCAAGCUCUCUGCGGCAGUUGACUCUUCCUCGACAGUUCCUGAGCUACUGUCCAUAUUUCACGAGCAGCAAAUGACAGAGACUGUCCAUGAAACAAAUGGCCAUGGAUACCUGGGUACUUUUGUAGGCAAGAAUGGCUGGCUUGCCAUUUUGCGUGUGCCCUCCCAUGGGCUGGUCACCGUUGAUCUGCAGUGUUAUGAGGAGGAGGACGUUGCACAAGUAGACAAUCUUUUAAAUGCACUGGAAUCGAAGCUAAAGGUUAUCUUGGAUGGCAAUAUAACCCGGAUUAAAAGGCUCCCAGCCCUCAUACGAGGAGCAGAGGUUGACCGAUACUGGCCCACAACUGACGGCAGACUGGUUGAGUAUGACAUGGACCAGUUGGUGUAUGAGGAAGAUUCUGCAUUCCAAAACAUAAAGAUACUGCACUCACAGCAGUAUGGAAACGCCCUAAUACUCGACAACGACUUAAACCUGGCAGAGAGUGACUUGGCCUACACCCUCGCCAUCAUGGGGAGCGGAAGAGAGAAUUAUACUGGAAAGGAGGUGCUGAUAUUAGGAGGAGGUGACGGAGGCAUCCUUUUUGAGAUGGCCAAACAAAAGCCAAAGAUGGUCACCAUGUUGGAUAUUGACCAGAAGGUGAUCGACGCAUGCAAAAAGUACAUGAGAGGAACUUGUGGCAAUAUUCUCGACAACCUGGAGGGAGACUGUUACCAAAUACUAGUAGAGGACUGCGUCCCAGUGCUGAAGAAGUAUGUCCAGGAAGGGAAGACGUUUGAUUACGUAAUUAAUGACCUGACUGCAAUCCCAAUAUCCAUGGAGCCAGAAGAAGACUCUACAUGGGAGUUCCUGCGUCUCAUCUUAGACCUGUCCAUAAAGGUCCUGCAUCCCUCGGGGAAAUAUUUAACACAGGGUAACGCCGAGAACAUGACGGAGUCCCUGCGUCUGUACGAGGAACAGCUCGGGAAGCUCUCGUGUCCCGUGGGCUUCUCCAAAGAGGUGGUGUGUGUGCCCUCCUACAUGGAGCAAUGGGUUUUCUACUCCGUGUGGAAGAAGUGAAGACCUCAACAGUUCUCUGCUUGAAUCCCCAACAACUGGAAUGUGAACGCUCGUCUUAUGUCUGCUGUAGCCUCAGACGUGUGUUCAGACUGAAUUAGAGGCAACAUAAAGUUUGGCUUUGCAAUUGGCUGUUUUUGAUUAACAAGCAUGGAUUCUCCAGCAGACAAGUUAGUGUGAAUAAAUCAAGAUGAAAAUUAACUUUGCAUUCAGUCUGACCACAUCUCAAAGGGUACAAUAGCGCCCCACACACACACACACACACCUCUUUUAACCCCGUUCCACCCUGACUUCCUGUUUUAGUUGUGUUUUACUGUUGUGUGCUGGCUACAACUUUUCAGUUGUGUUUUGUUUGUUUAUCUUGGUUUGGAAUACAUUUGCAUGUACUCUGAAGAAGCUGUUAGAUGUUUGAACAGUGAUUUGAUACACUGAUAAUGUGGUGUAGCUCAUCUUGCAGCAGGUGUGUGCUCUCUCCUUUUUCCUUAGGUUUUUUAAGGUUGUGAGCUCAGGUCGUGUGAUAGACCAAUGUUUAGGUCUCAGCACAGCUGAACUGAGUCGCUUUUAAGCUCUGUUUUUGUUACUGAACUCUCAAAUGUGAUUUGGUUUUUCAGAUUGUAUCAACGCAAUGUGAUCACAUCGAUUUAAGACUGUGUUUGAGUCCAAAUAUGUUUUAAAAGGGAAACGAUUCCACCACUUUAAUGCCACGUCUGUGCUUGUGCUGUUUUUACGUCAUGUUUUAUUAGCACCUUUGAGUUAUUUAAGGCUGAAUAUGGUGCAUGAAAAGGAUGGUGAAUGUAGCUUGCAUAUACAGUACACAUCACGUUUACACGUGAUCAACCCUGUGAGACUCGGUUACAUUUAUUUAUUCAAUAUAAUUUCACCAAAAGCUGUUCUGUCCCACUUGAGAUACUUUCUGUGACCUCUACAAUUAAAAGUGUUUUUCGGG
Molecule: messenger RNA, 2170 nt
Organism: Anarrhichthys ocellatus (wolf-eel)
Lineage: Eukaryota; Metazoa; Chordata; Actinopteri; Perciformes; Anarhichadidae
Gene: sms
Product: spermine synthase
Exons: 11
Coding region: 145-1227 (360 amino acids)
Biological process (GO): spermine biosynthetic process
Molecular function (GO): spermine synthase activity
Source: RefSeq, a predicted model, not a curated record